Messenger RNA from Gopherus flavomarginatus (Mexican gopher tortoise), 2233 nucleotides. Its product is annotated as SLAM family member 5-like. Bases 1 to 1044 code for a protein of 347 amino acids. The transcript has 6 exons. NCBI's taxonomy places the organism in Eukaryota, Metazoa, Chordata, Testudines, Testudinidae. The record is from RefSeq and is a predicted model, not a curated record.
AUGGGUCUUCCAGCAUGUGGAUCAGGCCAUGAUGACGUUACAAAGUUCUGUGUCUCUGCGUUUGAGCAAGUACCAGAGCCAACUAUCCUCUGUGACUCAGUGACCUAUGUGAAUGAAACCUGUAACUACAACCUGCACUGCACCGUCAGGGAUGGAGGGGACAACGUAACCUACAGCCGGACUCACACAGCAGGGGGCGCUGUUGUACCCAAUGGGUCCAUUCUGCACAUCUCUCUCAGCCCCCGUGAUGCUCACCUGGCCGUCACCUGCACAGCCCAGAACCCCGCCGGUAACAGUGCCACAACCGCCUCUGCAAAGGGCCUUUGUGCAGGGCACGUCAGAGCAGAGGCCGGCACGAUGGAGCUGAGCCGGAUUCUAGGGGACUCCGUCACUUUCCUCCUGGAGAUCCCAGCAGAGCAAGCUAGAACUGUUUCCUGGACAGUAAACACAACUAGGAGCAUAGUAACUGUAACAACAGGAACCCCCCUCAAUGUCAUUGUGUUAGACGCAUCCUACGAGGGACGCGUGAGUGUCCCCGAGAUCAACUCGCUUCAGAUCACCAGCCUGAGGAUGAAGGACACGGGCACCUACGGAGCUCAAAUCACCACAGCUACAGGCAUCAGCCACAGACCCUUCCUGCUGCAUGUGUACAAGCAAGUACCGGAGCCAACUAUUGUCUGUGACUCAGUGACCUGUGUGAAAGAAACCUGUAACUACAACCUGCACUGCACCGUCAGGGAUGGAGGGGACAAUGUGACCUACAGCUGGACUCACACAGCAGCGGGUGCUGUUGUACCCAAUGGGUCCAUUCUGCACAUCUCUCUCAGCCCCCGUGAUGCUCACCUGAAUGUCACCUGCACAGCCCAGAACCCUGUCAGUAACAGCACCACUACCGCCUCUGCAAAGGGCCUUUGUGCAGCCCCGGCCUCCUCGCUGUCCUACUGCCACCUCAAGGGGAUCGUCCUGCUGCUGGUGCUGGGAGCCCUGAGCGCCGGGAUCAUCGCGGUGCACGUCCUCCCCGGCAGGGAGCAGAGACGAGACUGAGAGCAGAGGAGCUGCCACUGUGACUGCCAAUCCCGCCUGGGCGUUCCCCAGCCCGCCAGCCCGAGGAUGCUCCGGGGGGCCGCUCGCUCGCAGCUUCCAACGGGUGAAUGUCACUGAGUGGAAGGAGGGGAAGUAUUGGGUCCCUCUGUGUGGCAGGAGACGUGGUGGAGAAUCGGCCCUGCUCAAUGGCACCUUCUGGCAGCCACUGGCAGCACGACAGGUGCGCCUGCCUCAGUUUCCUCCCAUCAACCUUCUGAAAAGACCUCCGUAUCUAAACGUACCCCUACCUGGGGUUCAUUUAUUGUCCCAGUGUGUAAACCUUUCCCAGGGACUCCCUACCGUGCUCGCUCCCAUCCCGGGCUCUCUCCCCCUCCAUGGCACCCAGCUCUCUAGGGACAGGAGCUCACUUCCAGCUGCACCUGGUUAAUGCCCAAGGCAGGCUGGCCCCAGCCUCUGGCCAUUGAAGGGGCCAAACACCCUAUCAUGGAGGCACUUUUCUUCCCACUGUGUUCUGGGGCUGAUGACUGCACAGGGCAGGGCGAUGGAGAGCCAGGACCAAGGAGUUUGUCCCGGGAGAAACUUAGCUGCCUUGUGAACCCAGAACUGGCCCUGAAAACAGGGGACUCCAGCCUGGUGUAGACCCAGCUGCUGCGCCAGUGUCACUGCAGGUCAGUGGGGUGAUUUUCUACGGGUACAAUGAAAGCGCUGCCUCCCUUACUGGGGGUGCCUUUGUCUCAGUGGAAAGGGGCAUCUCUGGGUGCAGCCCCUGCACCUCUUUAACUGUCUCGGUUUCUAAACCAAGCCUGUGUGGAGACAAGCCCUUAGGAAUUACACCCGGCCAAUCUAGUCCAGCGUCCCUGCUCCAGCACUGCCCUGCCUCGGCUACUUCAGAGGAAGGAGAAACAUCCCCCUACUGGGAAAUUCUGGAAUAACCUGCCCAUAUGAGAAGAAUUUUUCUCACCCACACAGAGAGAAGUUGGUUUAUACUAUGGUGCCAAACAGCUAAUGUCCCUUCCACAUUCUAUCUCUCCUCCCCAGCAGAACCGUGAAAGUCCUUGUUAUUCAGACAGGUCGAGGGUGUGUUGUGUUUUAAUCCUACACCACUUGACAGAGCAACAGUAUCCAGUGGCAAUGAGUUCCGCGGGAUAACUUUCCAUCAUGUAAAUAAAGUCUCUGCCUCUGAACUCCA